This is a messenger RNA of Calidris pugnax (ruff), 2458 nucleotides long. It is a transcript of the gene CD86, whose product is annotated as CD86 molecule. Lineage: Eukaryota; Metazoa; Chordata; Aves; Charadriiformes; Scolopacidae. Gene Ontology annotation, cellular component: external side of plasma membrane. Bases 73 to 1002 code for a protein of 309 amino acids. The record is from RefSeq and is a predicted model, not a curated record. Gene Ontology annotation, biological process: T cell costimulation; positive regulation of T cell proliferation; cell surface receptor signaling pathway. The transcript is spliced from 6 exons.
UCUCUCCCAUGGCAUACCUCAUCUGCAGCAAUCUUGGGCCACAUCACCUCCUCUGUAAACUAGAGAUCUGUCAUGGCAAGCUUCUUGUUGCUAAGGGCUCUGAAGCACAUAGAAGUCCUUGCACCAGCCCAUGGGAAGAGCAUCAUGGAGGUCUGCAUAUUCUUCCUUUAUGCUAUGAUACUUCUCCCAGGUAUUGCUGCCAGUGUGCAUCAGGUGAAGUCAUUUCUCAAUCACACCGCAUACCUAUCCUGCUUUUUUACAAACUCUCAGAAAACUGACCUAGAGGAUUUAAGAGUUUUUUGGCAGAAAGGCACUGAUGAAGUGGUGCACGAAGUAUACCACGGCCAAGAAAAACAUGAUAACCUUAGUCCUAAAUAUAUAAAUCGCACCAAGAUGGAUAUGGACAAAUGGACCUUGCACUUGUUCAAUGCAGGAAUUGUGGAUGAGGGACAGUAUACAUGUAUUAUACAGCACAGAAUUAAAGGAUCGCCACAGGUCAUACACAAAUCUGAGUGCUUUCUGCACAUCGUUGCCAACUAUAGUCAACCUGAGAUACACCCCGGGGGAGGAAUGCCUGAACACCAGCACAGCAAACACUUGAAUCUUUCCUGUUCUUCUAGCGGAGGUUAUCCAGAGCCCAAGCAGAUGAUUUGGCUAAUUUCACACGAAAACACAACACGCAGGCUGACGGGUCACACAGAUGUCUCACAGGAUGCUGUAACGAAGCUGUACAAUGUUACUAGCAAGCUGAAUAUCCCCGUUCCUACAAACACCUUCACUAACAUUAGCUGCUUGCUUCACCUUGGAGAGCAGCUGGGGAGCCUCGUCUCAGCGCCACUAGGCAUAGAGAUACAGGGGGAAGAAAUGGAGCAAGUGAAGAUAAAUUUCUUUGGCCCACUUAUAGCUGUGAUUAUACUGAUCACAGUUCUUGUGGGUUUUGUGAUAUUGAAGAAGAACAGAAAUAGCUUAUCUACCAACCAGAGUGUCAGUCUAGCAGUCUAGAAGGUAUCAAGCUUGAAAUGGAGGUCAUCAGCCAGACUGCUGAAUGGGAACCAACUCUACACAUAGCAAGGCCUGGGGUCUCCCAUAUUCUUAAGUGCCCUGCCCUGCUCAGACAAGGAUCCACCCCAGAUCCUUACAGAACCACGUUCCCUUACAGAACAACAUGCAACACUUUUGUCCGACGGCUGAAAUCUACUGUCCAGUGUUCUCUGCUUUUUAUUUUUGCUCCAGAAUGGUAGUAAAUAUGAUGCUCUUCCUUGUCUGCAUUACAAUCUUUUUGCUGUAUCCUUCGUUACAUGCUGUGAGAUUGUAAAAUCCCGAGAGUCAAUGAAGAAAGCAGAGCUGCACGGGUUACAGAAGGGAAUGUCUCAGAAACAGAAAGAGUUGGGCCACAAUCUGUGAAUCAUAACCAUCACUGGAAACAUGAUCGGAGGCAGGCUAUUAAUCAUGAGCCAUAAAUGUUAUUGGCAGAGCCAGUGUGGCUUUGUACGAGUAGCUUUCUUGUAAAGCUCCAUAGCAGAAAGAGGAACUUCAGGGCACUUCCCCACCCUCUGAGAAAAGUUGUGCAAUUCCUAUCAGGCAUUUGAAACUAGAAAUCACCUGAAGGAAAGACUUGCUUUAAACAUAAUAUCUGGUUAUCUUUUUUUUUUACCACCAUCCAAGCUUAUUAUGCUCAGACAGCCUGUACCUCCACGCUUUGUUCCUCUGUAUUCUGCCAGGAUGCUGUACUAGUUGUUAGGUGGAUGCAGGGAUAGAAAAUGAAAGCAUGAGGUAUUGUUCAUAUGUGUAUAAAUCUAAACAUAUAAAAUUAAGCUCAGCAGAUAACAAAAAAAUAUUAUAGAAGUAGGUCAUGUUUUAAGUUGGUUGACUGUGUUCUCCCUUUAUUAAUUUUGCUUCAAACCUGGAAGACAGAGCAAUCUGUAUGCUAUAGUAUGCUCAGAUAUAGGAAGUAGUUUUACCUUCAGAAAAGAUUCUCCAUGUCACUCAGAAUGUGCCAGUUCUCCAAUCCUGAAUGAUCUCUGCACUUUAUAUUCUUCAACAGCGUCAACAUUUUUCAGGAGGAAGAAUGCAACAGAAUUGAGACAAAAUUCUUCUGAGGUCUUGAUUGUGUUUGUAGGUCUGACAUUUUCAGCAAGAGCAGGCACAUUAGCAUCACAUUCUCAAGACAAAUUUCAGCUCAGAGUUGCAGUCUGGGGACAUAAAUUCUCUCCAGUUUCUGCUGGGUAGAAAUAUUCUUUUCUGUUAAAUGAUGUUGUGAGUUGCUAGAUUCCACCACUAUUUAUACUCAAUUUUCAAGUGUGUGAAGGAAUGUGCAUGUCCUUUUGAGUUAGCCAAACCAUUUGGGAGUCAGUUUAUUAAGCUAUUACACUAACAUUCUAAAUAUUUUCAUUCAGAUUAGUAUAAUUCAAAUGUUAUUAAAAGUUAAAGGUUUUAUUUUUAUGUAAAAGUUCAUAUU